CCUACGCGAAUUGUUGCCUCUUAUCAGAUCACGACAGAUAGAUAGACAGAAAAAACGAUACAGAGAGACAGAUAGACGUACGGAGUUCAUUUUAAGUUUUAUCAAAUCUGUUAUACACUCUUCGAGGAAGUGAAAGAUUAAUUUAAUUUUGUCAAUUAAAUUCGCGAGCGUUAUACAUUUAUAGAUAAUAAAUUGCUUUUUCAAAAAUAAAUUAAUAUCGAAAGGGAACUUAUUCCUACGAAUUAUUUCAACAACGAUAAUAAUCUUAAAACAUCAAUUUGUGACCGUUAAAUGCUGUGAUAAAUGAAAGAAAAGGAAAAGAACAAAUAAUGCAAAAUAAUUGAAAUUUUAAUCUUAUCGUUUUGUAAAUAAUAAAAAACGUGAGUGAGUGAAGUGAUGAAAUGUAUAUUUCUAAGAAAAAAGUUAUUUUUCCAAAUUUCUAACAAACGAACACGUGUUUUUUUGAUUUAUUUAAUUCAACGUUAAAGGCUUGUCUUAUGCGUACAAUAAUUAUUCAAACACAUUUCUUUUCUUACAUUUAAAUAAUAAUUAUUAUUACGUGAGAAAUGGGGGGUUUGCUUUUUUUUUUUUUUUCUUAUAAGUUUUAUAUAUAAUACUCGUUUUAAAUAAUCUGUUUCUUAUUGAAAUAAUUAGUAUGACAUUUUUUUUUACUCUGAAAUGAUAUAAGACAAGUAUACUUAAAUUGAAUAUUAUCAAUUGUUUGAGAUUGUUAUAUCGAAGAAGUUUGUUCCCAUUUUGUCCCUUAAAUUUAUCUAGCAAUAAAAAGAUAAAAGUAAAAAGAAAGAAAGAAAAAACAAGAGAUAAAGAUAGAGAAAUAUAAAUAUAAAUAUAAAUGUAUGUGUGUGUUUGUGUGUGUAUCCUGAAAAGGAAAAUAAUUCUACACCAUUAUCUUUAACAAGAAGAAGAUUAUAAGAAUUUUUUUUUUAUACACAACAAACGUAUAUUGGAAAAAAACUCAAUGUCUCAGAGCCCACUUCUCUUAUCUUCUAAAAGUUAAUAUUAUAAACAUGCAUUAAUUAUUCCGAUCGUUAUUGUACGAGGAAUAACAUCAACGGGACAAGAUGUGCGAGUAAACAAAAAAAAAAAGACAACAUAAUUUUUUAAAAAGGUAUUCUAAGAAAAAUUGGAAAAAAAAAAGAAAUAUGUUGAGAAGAUAAAGGAAAAUAAAUGUUUGAACGUUAUUGAAAAUAAAGUGAAGUGAUGGAUACGGAAUAUUUCGAUGAUUCCUGGAACGUAAAAGUGGAACAAUUUCGUAGAUUUCUUCGUACGUUGUUUAGAGAAACGAUUAGAAAAUGUCGUUCGAAAAGGAAAGGAUAUACUAGAUUUUUAACCGACGAUGAAAAAAGGUGGUUGGCCCGCAACGAAUACGAUUUGUCCGCCAGGUUUGGAAUACCUUAUGGGCCUUGAUCAUUUAUUUGUCAAACAAAAGGUCGAACUUUUCGAAGUAAUUGUCGAUUUUGAAACUAAAAAUAAAUACAAAGUAAUGAACAUAAGGGGUGAACAAAUUUAUUAUGUAGCUGAAAAAUCAAGCUGUUGUUCACGUUACUGUUGCGGAAAUUAUCGCAGUUGCGAAUUCCAAGUAUUAGAUGGAAUUGGAAGAGAAGUUCUUCAUAUGAUUCGUCCAUUGAAAUGUGAUAGUUGUUGCUGUCCGUGUUGUUUACAGGAAUUGGAAGUUUAUUCUGGUGGUGUCUUAUUGGGAUCGGUUGUUCAAGAUUGGAGUAUUUUUAGGCCAUGGUUUUCAAUACGUAAUGCAAAUGGCGAUACGGUACUGACAAUAAAAGGACCGUUAUUACGUUGUCUAGAAGCUACUUUUAAAGUAAAAUCUGCCGAUGGUGUUCACCGAGUUGGUGUGAUCAGUAAACAAUGGAGCGGCAUUUCUCGUGAAAUUUUUACGGAUGCUGACAAUUUUGGUAUAAGUUUUCCGAUUGAUCUGGACGUUAAAAUCAAAGCCGUUCUACUCGGUGCAUGCCUUUUGAUAGAUUUCAUGUAUUUUGAAAGUUCUGCCAAUUAAUUUGAUUUCUUUUGGGAAUUAUAUAUAUUACCGAAUUGUUUAUAUUAAAUUGAAACUAGUAACGAAUUAUUUAAAACUAAACAGAACAAACGCGUUUUCUUCUAAUGUCUUCGAUUAUUUAUACGAAUAUUAGUUUUUGAGAAAACUUCAUUUAGUCAAUAAAUCUUACACUUUCGAUCAGAUAUAUAUAUAUUCUUGCAAUUAAUGCAUGUGUGUUCCUAUUUCUUGAAUACAUACACAUGUAUGUGUUUCCUAAUAAAAUCGUGUAUACAUAUAUACAUAUACAUAUAUAUGUACAAAUACACGCACAAACGAUUUAAAUAGAAAUACAACUAAAAUUUGUGAUGUUUUAAAUAAAUAUAUAUUAAUAAUUAAUUAUUCCUUAUAUAAAGCAAGAAACUUUCAUGUUCGACGAAUGUAUAUGUGUGUCUUUAAUUAAAUAUUAUUGCUAAGUUUUUUGAAGCUUAUAUAUUUAAAAAUAUUAAACU
This is a messenger RNA of Polistes canadensis, 2520 nucleotides long. RefSeq names its product phospholipid scramblase 1-like. Gene Ontology annotation, biological process: plasma membrane phospholipid scrambling. The transcript is spliced from 6 exons. Gene Ontology annotation, molecular function: phospholipid scramblase activity. Gene Ontology annotation, cellular component: plasma membrane. The coding region runs from base 1358 to 2032 and encodes 224 amino acids. NCBI's taxonomy places the organism in Eukaryota, Metazoa, Arthropoda, Insecta, Hymenoptera, Vespidae. The record is from RefSeq and is a predicted model, not a curated record.